Molecule: messenger RNA, 914 nt
Organism: Corticium candelabrum
Lineage: Eukaryota; Metazoa; Porifera; Homoscleromorpha; Homosclerophorida; Plakinidae
Product: ras-related protein Rab-38-like
Exons: 7
Coding region: 57-695 (212 amino acids)
Biological process (GO): phagosome-lysosome fusion; endosome to lysosome transport
Cellular component (GO): trans-Golgi network; Golgi apparatus; lysosome
Molecular function (GO): GTP binding; GTPase activity
Source: RefSeq, a predicted model, not a curated record
UGCAUAACGCCGGAUCUCCAAUUCCGCACUUUCACUAUACGUUCAUCUCGUUAGCUAUGUCGAAAGCGUCCGGUGAGAAGAAAGAGCAUCUCUACAAAGUGUUGGUGAUUGGUGAUGGUGGCGUCGGAAAAACAUCAUUCAUUAAACGCUAUGUUCAUCAGUUUUUCUCAGUUCACUACAAGGCUACGAUUGGUGUUGACUUUGCGUUGAAGCUGCUGAGCUGGGACUCUAACACUUUCAUUCGAUUGCAGUUGUGGGACAUUGCUGGUCAGGAAAGGGAUGGCAGCAUGACAAGGGUUUAUUUCAGGGAGGCAGUUGGAGCAUUUAUUGUGUUUGAUGUCACCAAACCGCUGACCUUCCAAUCAGUACAAAAAUGGAAAAGUAGUCUUGAUGCAAAAGUCCAACUUUCCAACGGACAACCCAUUCCCUGUGUUCUUGUAGCAAACAAAUGUGAUUUGCCCAAGGAGGGUGUGGUCAACAACAAACAUCAUAUGGAUGAGUAUUGUAGUACGAAUGGAUUUCUCAACUGGUUUGAGGCGUCAGCGAAAGAGAACAUUAAUAUUGAUGAAUCAGUUCGAUGCCUUGUUGCACAGGUCUUGGAUAACGAUGAAGCCAAUGAAUGGGCAAAAGACAGCGAACUUGUCAACACAACAGAAGAGUUCAAACCAAAAAAAAACACAAGUGGCUGUUGUUAGUGUUUCAAUUGUCUUACAUUUGCAUAAAUGAAAGCUCAGUGUAGAAAAAAUAAUUGUGAAUUUGACAAUUUUGUACUUCAUUCUAUUUUGUACCUCAAUUUAGUAUGUAUGCAGAAUUCAUGAAGUAAUUUUUUGUAAACAGUAGAGUUUUUGUCAUUGAUGGUUUGUGUUAGAGUUUGCAUACUUUGGGUUAUGAAAAUGUGAAUGUUUUUAGGUUGA